Molecule: messenger RNA, 915 nt
Organism: Balaenoptera acutorostrata (minke whale)
Lineage: Eukaryota; Metazoa; Chordata; Mammalia; Artiodactyla; Balaenopteridae
Gene: GSX2
Product: GS homeobox 2
Exons: 2
Coding region: 1-915 (304 amino acids)
Biological process (GO): regulation of DNA-templated transcription
Cellular component (GO): nucleus
Molecular function (GO): sequence-specific double-stranded DNA binding; DNA-binding transcription factor activity, RNA polymerase II-specific
Source: RefSeq, a predicted model, not a curated record
AUGUCGCGCUCCUUCUAUGUCGACUCGCUCAUCAUCAAGGACUCCUCACGGCCCGCGCCCUCGCUUCCUGAGCCGCACCCCGGGCCAGAUUUCUUCAUCCCGCUGGGCAUGCCAUCCCCGUUGGUGAUGUCCGUGUCCGGGACGGGCUGCCCGUCCCGCAAGAGCGGCGCGUUCUGCGUUUGCCCGCUCUGCGUCACUUCGCACCUGCACUCCCCUCGGGGGCCCGCGAGCUCCAGCGGCGGGAGCGCAGGGACCGGGAGUGCCGGGGCCGGGGUUGGCGGGGCGGCGGCAGCCGCCGGGGCGUUGCCCCUGCUCAAGAGUCAGUUCUCUUCGGGUCCUGGGGACGCACAAUUUUGCCCGCGUGUGAGCCACGCGCACCAUCACCACCACCCUCCACAGCACCACCAUCACCACCACCAGCCCCAGCAGCCCGGCUCGGCUGCAGCGGCGGCGGCUGCGGCUGCAGCGGCGGCGGCCGCGGCGGCCUUGGGGCACCCGCAGCACCACGCACCUGUCUGCACCGCCACCACCUACAACGUGGCGGACCCGCGGAGAUUCCACUGCCUCACCAUGGGGGGUUCGGAUGCCAGCCAGGUACCCAAUGGCAAGAGGAUGAGGACGGCGUUCACAAGCACGCAGCUCCUGGAGCUGGAGCGGGAAUUCUCUUCCAAUAUGUACUUGUCUCGACUCCGGAGGAUCGAGAUCGCCACGUACCUGAACCUGUCAGAGAAGCAGGUGAAAAUCUGGUUUCAGAACCGCAGGGUGAAGCACAAGAAGGAAGGGAAGGGCACGCAGAGGAACAGUCACACGGGCUGCAAGUGCGUCGGCAGCCAGGCGCACUACGCGCGCUCAGAGGACGAGGACUCCUUGUCGCCGGUCUCGGCCAACGAUGACAAGGAGAUUUCCCCAUUAUGA